CCACCGCGGUGCCUGCUGGGCCGCAAUCCACGCGCUCCCGGCGACUUUUGCGCUGGCUGGCAGCUGAAGUAGGUGGACGUUGGUUAAUUGAACACACUUUUGAGAAUCAACACGGCCGAAGGAGGGAGUCAGGGCUGGGUGAAGCAAAGCUCCCGUGGGCUCCGAAAGAUGCGUACAGAAAGCUCGGACAACGUACCCACAGUUUGGACUACAUCUCCCGUGACGCCUUGCGGCCCAUAGGCUUUUCCUCGAUCCCUCGUCCCGGCAGUCUCCGCGGUAUGCGGGGCGCGGCGCCCGCGGUGGGCGUGGCAUGAGGCGAGGCGGGGCGGACGGCAGCCGCCGACGGUGGCGGCGGCCUAGGCGAUGCCGCUGCUGGUGGACGGGCGUCGAGUGCGGCUGCCGCGGUCUGCUGCGGAACUGGUUCGAGCGCACCCGCUGCUGGAGGAAAGAGCCAGACUUCUCAGAGGUCAGUCUGUUCAACAAGUGGGACCCCAGGGCCUUCUGUAUGUUCAGCAAAGAGAGCUUGCAGUGACCUCCCCAAAGGAUGGCUCCAUCUCCAUUCUGGGUUCUGAUGAUGCCACUACUUGUCACAUUGUGGUCCUGAGGCAUACAGGUAAUGGGGCGACCUGCCUCACACACUGUGAUGGAACUGACACCAAAGCCGAAGUCCCCUUAAUAAUGAGCUCUAUAAAAUCCUUUUCUGACCAUGCUCAGUGUGGAAGGCUGGAAGUGCACCUUGUGGGAGGCUUCAGUGAUGAUAGGCAGCUGUCACAGAAACUUACUCAUCAGCUUCUUAGUGAAUUUGACAAACAAGAUGAUGACAUUCACUUAGUGACAUUAUGUGUGACAGAAUUAAAUGACCGGGAAGAAAAUGAAAACCACUUUCCGAUCAUUUAUGGCAUCGCUGUCAACAUUAAAACUGCAGAGAUUUACAGAGCUUCCUUUCAAGAUCGUGGCCCAGAAGAGCAGCUUCGUGCUGCGAGAGCUUUAGCAGGAGGCCCGAUGAUUAGCAUUUAUGAUGCAAAGACAGAACAACUUCGAAUAGGCCCGUAUUCCUGGACGCCAUUUCCACAUGUGGAUUUCUGGUUGCAGCAAGAUGACAAGCAAAUACUAGAGCAAAUAUACUGUUUCCUGGAAAUAAAGCUCUCCUCUACAAAAAAAAUGAAGAUGGUUUAUGGGAAAAGAUCUCCUCUCCAGGGAGCUAACACCAGAGUUACCAGAGAACACAACUGUUUGGCUCAGCAGAUCAUUGGCGGUUUGGAAUCUACGUCUGUGCAGCAGUUUUACCUCUUCCUUGCUUACUGUCUUUCAAAAUAAAAUCUUAUUUUGGCAAAGGCA
This is a messenger RNA of Alexandromys fortis (reed vole), 1338 nucleotides long. RefSeq names its product N-terminal asparagine amidase (gene Ntan1). The transcript is spliced from 10 exons. Gene Ontology annotation, molecular function: protein-N-terminal asparagine amidohydrolase activity. Lineage: Eukaryota; Metazoa; Chordata; Mammalia; Rodentia; Cricetidae. The record is from RefSeq and is a predicted model, not a curated record. Bases 364 to 1317 code for a protein of 317 amino acids. Gene Ontology annotation, biological process: ubiquitin-dependent protein catabolic process. Gene Ontology annotation, cellular component: nucleus.